CGAGAGAAUUCGGCGUCAUUCGGCGUUACUGAUAUGGCGGAUUAGACCAGAUUAGACGCUGUUCUCUUGCUAUAGUGUCCCGUUUGACUGUUUUUGUUAGUUUCUGUAUUGUAUCAGCUUUUAUCUUGUGUAACGAUCAAGAAAUAUUUGGAGUAAAGCGUAAAAAGUCGUCAUGGGUUGCGACGGUGGCACUAUUCCUCGCAGAGACGAACUCGUAAGGGUGAAAAGAAAACCAGAACAAAAAGACAAGGAGGCAGAAUUAGCGUUCAAAUGGAAGCAUUGCACAAUACGACAGUUGCCACUGCAACCGCCAAUCGUGGGUUGCAGCUUGGGUCGCUUAUACAGCAAGGAAUCUGUGUUGGAGGGUCUUUUGGAUCGUAAUACUCUCCCAGAAUCUGCUGUACAUAUUAAAAACUUAAAAGAUGUGAGGAAUCUUAAUUUGACACCAAAUCCAACAUUUGAUGGCGAUAAGGCUGAAAAAGGCGAUGGUUACAACGACAGUGGCAAAAGUCCUUAUAUUUGCCCAGUUAUUGGUUUAGAAAUGAAUGGAAAAUACAAGUUCUGCUUCUUAUGGUCGUGUGGAUGUGUAAUGAGUGAACGUGCCCUCAAAGAAGUAAAGAGUACAUCAUGUCACAAAUGUCAGCAACCGUACGAAGAAACAGAUAUAGUCAUAUUAAACGCGGAAAAUGACGAUCUGGAACUUAUGAAAGAACGAGCGACGCUCAGGAAAGCUAAUCAAAAGAAGUCUAAGAAGAAGAAGUUAGAUGAUAAUGUAUUAACAGAAGAGAAAAAAACGGAUGAAGUGGUUAAGAAAAAGAUAAAGAAGGAAGAGAAAAUAAUUCCUAAAUUGAACAACAAUCACAAGGAAGCUCAUGAUCCUGCUUAUAAAAAGGCUAAAAGCGAUUACAGUGUUGCAAAGGAUCCUAAAGCGUCGGAAGUUUUCAAAAGCAUUUUCACCACUCAUAAAUCUGCUACAGAGCAAGAUAAAGCACAUUGGGUUACUUAUAAUCCAUUUUAUAAUUGAUGUAUAUAAUGUAGAGUUAGAAAUUAUUUCCUCAAAGAGAGGAAAAAAUGUGAAAACAAUUGUAACUUAAUUUAAUUUAUAUAUUUUAAAAUGUAUAGGUAAGCGAAAUAUUAAUAUCAUUUAUGCUAUUAAAAAAAUGAAAAUAAAGUCAAUAAAUAACUUGUGAUUAUUUUAAUAUCAAAAUAAUUUAUGUAAUCUACAAAUUCAUGUAUGCAUAUUGUGUCAUUAUGUUUCAAAGGCACAUAAUAUAAAUCUAAUUUACAUAUAAA
Molecule: messenger RNA, 1293 nt
Organism: Solenopsis invicta (red fire ant)
Lineage: Eukaryota; Metazoa; Arthropoda; Insecta; Hymenoptera; Formicidae
Product: replication termination factor 2
Exons: 3
Coding region: 173-1024 (283 amino acids)
Biological process (GO): mitotic DNA replication termination; site-specific DNA replication termination at RTS1 barrier
Cellular component (GO): nucleus
Source: RefSeq, a predicted model, not a curated record